CUGCGCCGCCUUUGCCACAACCAUGGCGAAGUUGAGCAAAGAGGCCAAGCAGAGGCUGCAGCAGCUCUUCAAGGGCGGCCAGUUUGCCAUCCGCUGGGGUUUUAUUCCUCUCGUGAUUUACUUGGGGUUUAAGAGAGGUGCAGAUCCUGGAAUGCCUGAGCCAAGUGUUUUAAGCUUGCUUUGGGGAUAAAGGACUAUUUGAUCAUCUGGAUUUGGAAGCAGUCAGUGAACAAGAACAA
Messenger RNA from Erinaceus europaeus (western European hedgehog), 239 nucleotides. Its product is annotated as mitochondrial import receptor subunit TOM7 homolog. The coding region runs from base 23 to 190 and encodes 55 amino acids. Lineage: Eukaryota; Metazoa; Chordata; Mammalia; Eulipotyphla; Erinaceidae. The transcript has a single exon. Gene Ontology annotation, biological process: protein import into mitochondrial matrix. Gene Ontology annotation, cellular component: mitochondrial outer membrane translocase complex. The record is from RefSeq and is a predicted model, not a curated record.